AUGGUUGAUCCCAAUGCCAACAUUCAGGAAAGGUUUGAUGCCAUCAAUGCCAUGGAGGAUUCUGUAAUGCAGGCGUCGAUGCAUGUUGAAAUGGCACGACGACAGAGAGCUCUCUUCAAU
Molecule: messenger RNA, 120 nt
Organism: Seminavis robusta
Lineage: Eukaryota; Bacillariophyta; Bacillariophyceae; Naviculales; Naviculaceae
Source: the annotation of a GenBank genome assembly